Molecule: messenger RNA, 4790 nt
Organism: Colossoma macropomum (tambaqui)
Lineage: Eukaryota; Metazoa; Chordata; Actinopteri; Characiformes; Serrasalmidae
Gene: syt10
Product: synaptotagmin X
Exons: 7
Coding region: 68-1786 (572 amino acids)
Biological process (GO): calcium-ion regulated exocytosis; cellular response to calcium ion; regulation of dopamine secretion
Cellular component (GO): membrane
Molecular function (GO): calcium ion binding; phosphatidylserine binding; syntaxin binding
Source: RefSeq, a predicted model, not a curated record
GCUCUCGCGCUUUCCGUUCUUUUACGCACGGCGACAGGCUGCCUCGGGCAGCGCGCAUGGUGUCCAAAUGAGCCACCGCUCUCACGGAUCGUCCAACAUACAAUGGAUUAACAGGAAAGACAUGAGCGUCCGCACGGAGGACAGCGUCAGCCUGUGCCAGAGGGCACUCCAGAUCGUCACGGAGCUGUGCCUCGCCGGCCACGUCGACCGGGAAAAAUGCUCGGACAUCUUUCCGAUGGAGAGCAACAUACCAGACAUCUCUGUAAGUCUCCUAGCUGUGGUCGUGGGUUUCUGUGGGCUCGCCCUGUUGGUAGUCUCUCUCUUUGUGUUUUGGAAGCUGUGCUGGCCCAUCUGGAGAAGUAAGGCCCUCUCCUCGCAUGCUGAUGGCAUCCCACAGGGGAUGCUCCCCGAAGCCCCCCCGGCCAACUUGCCACCACCUCCUUCGCCCCGCCCUCAGCCCCCUUUGGUCCCAGAGCCCAAGUUGGCUGGGGUGGCGCUCAUGGGGCGCCAGGCCUCUCAGCCCCAGCAGGAUGACCAGGAGGAGAGGAAGAGGAAGGUGCCUGAGGUAAAGGUGAAUGGUCGCAGUUCAGUCAAGCUACUCGAGGCAGCCAUGAAGAUCAGCCAGACGUCGCCAGACAUCCCAGCUGAGGUGCAGCAGACUCUGCGUGAGUGCCUCAGCAAGCAGGCCAAAAUCCAGAGGCAGACCACUGAGCCCACCUCAUCCUCCAGGCAUAAUUCAUUCCGUCGGCAUCUUCCAAGGCAGAUGAAUGUGUCCAGCGUGGACUUCAGCAUGGACACUCUGCCUGUGCGGCAGUCCUCGGCGGUCAGCAUCGGACGCAUCAAGCCUGAGCUCUACAAACAGAAAUCCGUAGACUCGGAGGAAGGGAACAAGGAGCCGGUGGAGACCUGUGGCAAGCUGAGCUUCGCCCUGAGCUACGACUAUGAGGAACAGGCUUUGGUGGUGCGCAUUCUUAAAGCCCUGGACCUGCCAGCCAAGGACUUCACGGGCACCUCUGACCCCUAUGUGAAGAUCUAUUUGCUCCCAGAGCGUAAAAAGAAGUUCCAGACACGGGUCCAUCGUAAGACACUCAACCCCACGUUCGAUGAGGUGUUCCGGUUUCCGGUGGAGUAUGAGCAGCUGUGUAACCGCAAGCUGCACUUCAGCGUCUACGACUUUGACCGCUUCACAAGCCAUGACAUGAUCGGUGAGGUGGUGGUGGACAACCUGUUUGAGCUUUCCGACCUGUCACGUGAGGCUGUGGUCUGGAAGGACAUUCUUGCAUCAACUACAGAAAGUGUGGAUUUAGGGGAAAUCAUGUACUCCCUCUGCUACCUUCCCACGGCUGGCCGCAUGACCCUGACCGUCAUCAAGUGCCGAAACCUGAAAGCCAUGGACAUCACGGGUUCCUCAGAUCCAUAUGUUAAAGUCUCCCUGAUUUGUGAUGGUCGGAGGCUCAAGAAACGAAAGACCACCACUAAGAAGAACACACUCAACCCCGUAUACAAUGAGGCCAUUAUCUUUGACAUCCCACCCGAGAACGUGGAGCAGGUCAGCCUGUCAAUCAUGGUGAUGGAUUAUGACAGAGUUGGGCACAAUGAGGUGAUUGGUGUGUGUCGGACAGGCCCUGAUGCUGAGGGCCUGGGUCGAGACCAUUGGAAUGAGAUGUUAGCUUACCCACGCAAGCCAAUCACACACUGGCAUGCCCUUUGUGAGUGGCCAGGAAGAGCAUCCAGUUUUGAAAGCCAGGGCUCCUGCCCCUCCCCCAAGCCCCCCCAGACUCCAUAACCAUAGCAGAUGAGACCCUGAAUCACACAAGUCGCCUCACACUCUUUAGCGCACAUGUGCUUGGUUUGUGCCAUGAGCUUUCUGUUUUUCUCUUGUUGUGGCUUGUAACACUGCAUCAUUAUGCCAGAGGAUGACUUGUGCAGGUGUCCUCUGCUAUAUACUCCUGAUGCUACUGCAUUACCUCUAGGACUAUUUCUGAAGAUGUAUGGGCUGUUAGAAAAGACGGACAAGGCCCACAGCAGGCGUAUGAGAUGGUGAUAUGAUUGGAUGGGGAGACUGGCAGUAAAAUGAUACCAUGUCAGUUGGGUGACAUAUCAAAUAACAGCACUUUCCAUGUUGUCUUUUCUAAAAUCUUUACUUGAUGACAGUAUUUGAUAAAUGUAGACGCAUUAAAUGACAAAAAAUAAUAGAAGUGGCAUGAAUAUCUAAAAUCUAAACUUACUGUGUUUGUGAUUUAAAGGGUAAAACAAAUAUGUUGAACACUGAAUACACCUGUCCAAUGUAUGAUUCUAAAAAAAUAUAGUGAAAAUGAGACAUAUAUACAUAUAUGCAACCAUGAUUACUAUGAUUUUAUGAGAAUAUAUACAUAAUUGACUAUUCUUCUGAGCAUUGUUUAUCUAAACAGAAAAGUUUUCUUUUCUUUCUGGUUUUGAUCACAUUCAUAGCUUUCCAUUUAAUGAUCAUAGUUUGUGCAAUCAUACAAAGCUGGUCAGGGAAGAAAAAAAAGGAUUAGUAUUAGAAACAUCUUGAAACAUUGUCUAGGAAAAAUAAUUAAGAUCAGGGCAUAGGCCACCAUUUCAGUGCUUUGGGGUACAUUUGGACAAAAUAUACAUCAGUGUUGAUGAUUUUUAUGGUGCAAAAAAAAAAUCUAAUUUGACAUGUACAUAUAGAUGUCUUCAUUACAGUGAAUUUCAAACAUAUGUAACAUAUCUUAAUUAAAAAAUUCUGAUUUUGGGAAAGAAAACAAUCCUUUGUUGGUCCCAAAGUGCAGGUCAACCUCAGCCUUACAAACAGCAGUCCAGGGUCAUGUGUAAGUCACAAAACUGGUGCUUGUGUUUAUUCUUCAUAGUUUAAAAAUUGCCUUGCUAUCCUACUAAAUUGAAAACGUCUAAAAAGAACACAAAAGGUUGGAACAGUUGUGAUGAUGUGUAAACCUCAAAUCGACUUUUUCUUAGGCACUUUCUUAACAGUGCAGCUUUCAAACAUUUUGCUUUUUUGUCAACUUUUCACUGGAACUGAUGAAAAAAGGACUAGCCACAGUAGCCAGAUGAUGUAGCUUUUUGUUUUUCACAAAGCAGGAGUUUAUGCCCCAGCAGAACUAACAGAGAGAUUGUGAAAUGUUAUUGCCUAAAAUUUUCACAAUAAUAAGAUUUUUUCUCAACAUUUCCAGAACUUACACUAUCCCUGCAAUUAAAUUAGCCAUUUGUAACUCUGUUCCUAUGCAUUCAAAUAUGAAAUGACUGAGAUCUUGGUUUCAGUUACAUUAACAACAGUGCGCAACUAUAAAAAUCCAUCUAUCUGCACUAUUAGAAAUAAAGGUACUGUGCAGGCACAUUUUUCGUUUAUCAAGGUACAAACAAUGUAAAUGUACCUUCAAAGGUACUGUAAUGGGUUUAAGGUCCAAUUGUGCACCUUAAAUAAGUUUUUCCCAGAGAAAAAGUAUGUGUGUUAUUUGUAUGAAUCUAUCUAUCUAUCUCAUUUUUGUUAAGCCAUAAAAUAUUGAAAGUUAACGAAAACACAGUGUAUGAACUCCCAGGGAAUUAUUUGAUGACAUAAAGAAAAAAGUAGGUCAGAAGAAAUUAGGACAUGUGGUCUUAUUUAAUUAAAAUCCUGUGAACAUCACUGUACACACAGAUCAUUUAGAUACAUUGAAUGUAUGACUCAGAUUGUGUGAAAUGGAAUGAGUCUUGCUAUAUGGAUCCUUUUACAUAUUUCAAGUGAACAUUAGUUGCUUUUGACAUAUUUAGAAUGAAUAUUUUACUCAUUUGUUUAUUUUUUGUAAUCCAUUAAAAACCUAAUGUAUGAACCAAAUAUAGAGCAUCUAAAAACUAGGUUGUUUUCCCAGCGAGUUGCAGAAUAACAGCCAAAGCAGCAAUUAAAAUAGGGCAUGUUGCAAUUAUGCAAAUUAGUCUCGGUACAUUUAAUUCAGAUCCAACGUUGUUUGACCAAAGGUGUAAACCUAAAUUUACAUUACCUUGUCAAAAAUGAUUGCCUGCUGAUUAGAGCAGUUGCUCUUUGCCAUUGACUUUAUAAUGUCACCAUAGCAACACAACAUGCCUGCGGUCGAAUUAGUCUGUACCUGCUUGGAUUUGGUGUACAUUUCUGAAAGCGGUGGACCCCUGAAAGUGCUCUGUCUUAUAUGUUCACACAAGUAAUAAUGCAAACAAACAUGGCAAUUACACAAAGGCUGUGUACUGUUAACUUUAAUUUGCACAUUAGGACAAAGUUUCUGCCCCAGUACUCUGUGUGAGUAUUAGAACAAAAGUAAUAUAUUCUUGUAGCAUGCUGACACCAGUCUCUGGAUUUGACUGAUAUCAUGUAAAAAAAGUAGAAUCUGUAUGAACUACUGAAUUUUGAAAUUGUGUUUGUAUUUGCACAUAUCCUCCUUCCCAGUGCCAACGUACGUAAAUACUUGAGAACUUUCUUGAAAGUUAUGUUAAAGUGUAUUUCUAUGGAUUGUUUGGUGGUGAUUUGUACUAUGAGCUUGUGAUCUUGGAUAACUUUAUACACAAUUUGCAUCUAUCGUGAAAUGACUCAUCAUUUGAAUGAGCACUCUACUUACUGAGAAUACUCUUCUUUGAGCCAUUGAAAGGCUUCUCAGCAAAAUACAGUGCUUUUUGUCAUACUUGUAUUUGGCAACAGAAGUGGGCGCUACACUUUGUCAUGAUAUGUACAGUUUUGUGAUAACUUUUGUAAAACUGUUCAGUAAAUAUUUGAAAUAUAAUUUUACUGUAUCUGUUUCCUAUGUAUUUUAACUAAAUAAAAACAGCUUGUCAAACUGCAA